CAGAGCUAAGGCGGAGCACCUAUAGACUAUAGUUUCUGCAUAUGUUUUGAGGAGAGACAAUAAGAAGGGAAACCAGAGCAAGUGAACAUUGGAGAACUAACCCAACAUGGAAAGACCCAUACCAACAAGAAAUGAAGCUGAAGCAGCAGCAGUAGUAAAGAGAAGAGAAAGUGGUCAUUGGAGAUCCAAAGUUGAAGAGUAUGGAAUGAUUUCUGAUCUGAGUGGCUUUGAUAAUUUUAGAGCUGUGAUUGAAGGAGAAGCUACUGUCCAAAGAAGGAAGAGAAGAAGAAAGAGAAAGAGAAAAAGAAAGAAGAACAAACAUGCUCAGCACCCACUUCUUGUGGAUGCAGGAAAGCCUGCAAUUGAUACAGAGCAGGCUGGCAGAGAUGAAGCUGUGAGAACAGUGGAAGUAUCAAAAAUGGAUUUGAUUGAAAUACCAGCCACUGAUGUACCACAGAAGCCUGCUGUUGAUACUGCUGUUAAGGAAAGCAAGAUGAUAGCAACUGUACAAGCAGUGAAAAGUAGAACUGGAGGCAAUGGUGAUGAAGCUGGCUCUAAGGAUGUCUUUGGUCUUUUUUCCUCAUCUCCAGAGGACGGUAACUUGAUCUCAAAUAUUAGCUCCAAAAAAAGCACUGGAAAAAUGCUGUCAGUGGAGGCUACAAUAAAUAAGGACAGUAAGACAGUGUGGAGAAAUGAGCUAAAGACCGUUGUAGCAGAAGAAACUGUGGAUGUGGGAAAGAGAGAAAUACAUGCAGAGAAUGCUAAAUGUGUAGAAACUGUAAAAUCACCUGAAACAGAACCAGCUCAGAACACUGUUCUACGGAGGCUUCUUCGGAAACCAAGAUACUUUGAUUCUCCAAACGGCUUCUGGGCCAGGAGUUUCAGUUGUGGAGAAGAUCAUCCUGCAGCAGCAGCAAACUGUACAGUACAAAAGCGAUUGAAACCAUGCUUCCUCUGCGGGAGUCUUCAGCACAAUGGGAAGCAUUGCGUACAGGGAAGAGGUCACCAAGCCAAUUGUCAAGAGAAACAGGAUGAAAACAAUUUGACUUAUAUUAUUUGUUUAAGAUGUGGGGAUUCAGGACAUGAUAUGUUCUCAUGUGGAGGCGACUAUUCUCCUGAUGAUCUCAAGAGAAUUCAGUGUUACGUGUGCAAUGGUUUUGGUCAUCUCAGCUGUGUCAACGUUCUAGAUACGAGUCCAGCUGAAGUUUCCUGCUACAAUUGUGGCCAGACUGGCCAUUUGGGAUCGGAAUGCACAAAGUUUCCCAAAGUUGCUAGAGGCUCAAACGCCCCUGCUUUAUGCCACAGGUGCAGAGAGGAAGGUCAUUUUGCACGAACUUGCACUCUUUCUAGGAAGCGCGCUAGGAGAGUUCAGACCGAAAUGAGAAGAUCACUGGGAUCUAGUUCAGCACCUCCUAGUCUUUGUGAGCCACAGAAUGAUGCCAAGGACGAAAUACAAGAAAGACUAAUAAUCAAUGUUGAUCAAUAAAGGUGGAGUUAGGAUUAAGCUGUCACUGACCUGCUCUAUGAAGAAUCAAGGCAGAAUCUUAAGAUGUCUCCUGCAACGUGCAGCCUUUUUCUGUAGUCAUCUAUCCUUGCCUCAUGGAACUCCAAGUUUAAAAGAGUACCAUCUCAAAUUUUGGUGCUGAGGUUCAAUUACUCUUGAAAGACUGAAGCUAGUCAAGAUUGGUAGAAGGAAUACAUUCCAACCAGAAUGUGAAAUUUCCAGCAUAUAACACAUUUAGACUCUCUAACCUGUAACAAUCAGUCCAUUUUUCAUUGUUUUUUAUUUUUUUUUUUUUCAAAUGAGUUUGUGCAUUGGCAUGAUUAUGAAACCAUAAGGCAGCUCUUGUUUGUUCAUCAGAACCUUGUAAUACCGAAUUUGCCAGUGCAGCAGUUAAGGCUGAGUGCAAUAGAAAUUGAAUUCUGAUA
Molecule: messenger RNA, 1929 nt
Organism: Theobroma cacao (cacao)
Lineage: Eukaryota; Viridiplantae; Streptophyta; Magnoliopsida; Malvales; Malvaceae
Molecular function (GO): zinc ion binding; nucleic acid binding
Source: RefSeq, a predicted model, not a curated record